CUGCCUUGCACGCCCCGGGGAGUUGCAAGUGGGAAGGCGGCCGAGUUAGGGCGAGGGGCGCCGAGCGAACGAGCUCGGGUCCGGCUGGAGCCAGGGCGCAGGACUCGGACCUCUGCUGCCCAGCCAGGGCCGGCACCUCCAGGGCCAGACCGCGCCGGAGAAGACAUGGCCUCCCCGUUCCUGCCCUCUGGAGCCACCACGGGCGACAGCGGGGGAGAGCUGAGCUCCGGGGACGACUCCUGCGGGGCCGAGUCCCCCCACAGCCCCGAGAGCGAGGCGUCCCGCAGCCUGGCGGAGCUCUUCGAGAAGGCGGCGGCGCAUCUCCAAAGCCUGGUGCAGGUGGCCAGCCGCGAGCAGCUCCUGUACCUGUACGCUAGGUACAAGCAGGUCAAAGUUGGAAAUUGCAAUACUCCUAAACCAGGCUUCUUUGAUUUUGAAGGAAAACAAAAAUGGGAAGCAUGGAAAGCACUUGGUGAUUCAAGCCCCAGUCAAGCCAUGCAGGAAUAUAUUGCUGUAGUUAAAAAAUUAGAUCCAGGUUGGAAUCCUCAGAUAACAGAAAAGAAAGGAAAAGAAGCGAAUGCCGGGUUUGGUGGACCAGUGGUUAGUUCUCUGUAUCACGAAGAAACCAUCAGGGAAGAAGACAAAAACAUAUUUGAUUACUGCAGGGAAAACAACAUUGACCAUAUAACCAAAGCCAUCAAGUCGAAAAAUGUGGAUGUGAACGUGAAAGAUGAAGAGGGGAGAGCUCUGCUCCAUUGGGCGUGCGACCGAGGACAUAAGGAGCUAGUCACAGUCUUCCUACAGUAUAAAGCUGACAUUAACUGUCAGGACAAUGAAGGUCAGACAGCUCUACACUAUGCCGCUGCCUGCGAGUUUCUGGAUAUCGUGGAGUUGCUGCUCCAGUCUGGUGCCGACCCCACUCUCCGCGACCAGGACGGCUGCCUGCCGGAAGAGGUGACGGGCUGCAAGGCGGUGUCUUCAGUGCUGCAGAAGCACACGGCCGGCAAGGCCUAGGCAGCCGACGGGGAAGCCGCCCUCCGUCCUGGGAGAGUGCGCCAGGGAUGAAUGAAAGCUUCGAGAAGGCAGCUUCCUUCCCACUCAUCUGUGAUGCGCGUUGGCUAAUAAAAUCAGCUGUGACGAACUGGGAUUCUGAAGGCUCAGCAGUUCA
Molecule: messenger RNA, 1168 nt
Organism: Ochotona princeps (American pika)
Lineage: Eukaryota; Metazoa; Chordata; Mammalia; Lagomorpha; Ochotonidae
Gene: ACBD6
Product: acyl-CoA binding domain containing 6
Exons: 8
Coding region: 166-1014 (282 amino acids)
Molecular function (GO): protein binding; fatty-acyl-CoA binding
Source: RefSeq, a predicted model, not a curated record